Aspergillus pseudoviridinutans is the source of this 1365-nucleotide messenger RNA. RefSeq names its product amidohydrolase. NCBI's taxonomy places the organism in Eukaryota, Fungi, Ascomycota, Eurotiomycetes, Eurotiales, Aspergillaceae. The transcript has 3 exons. The record is from RefSeq and is a predicted model, not a curated record. The coding region runs from base 1 to 1365 and encodes 454 amino acids. Gene Ontology annotation, molecular function: hydrolase activity, acting on carbon-nitrogen (but not peptide) bonds.
AUGCUCUACACUCACGCAACCAUUAUCACUGUUGACCCCGCGCGGCGCAUCAUUGAAGACGGUGCGAUCUAUGUACGUGGCAAUAUCAUUGCGGACCUUGACGCGACCAGCAUACUUCGGAGACGAUAUCCCCUCGAAAGAGAGUAUGACCUUAGUGGACACAUCGUCGUCCCAGGGCUCAUAUCAACACACACGCAUACGAUCCAGUCACUAUUACGGGGCACAGCAGACAACGAGGCACUAGAAUCAUGGCUAGCGGAUGUAAUCCGUCCCCUACAGCGCAGCAUGACGGCUGAAGAGGCUUCGGUCGGGGUGCAAUUAAGUGUGGUAGAGAUGCUCAAAUCUGGCACGACGUGUUUUCUGGAGAGUAUGUUCUUGGAGCAUCAUGACUUUAACCAGCUCUGUCUGGUGGUCCAGGACAGCGGUAUCCGGGGAUGCUUAGGCCAGAUGGCCCCCCUACCGACCUCAGCUGAAAAUGCCGCCGAACGUUCCAUAGCCAACGUAGUACAUUCAUGGAAGAACUGGAAUGGCGCAGCAAAUGACCGGAUUCGGAUCUGGUUCGGGGCCCUCACCCCAGGACUUGCCGCCGAUGGUCGAUUUAAAGAGAUGACAGCAGCCGCCCAUUCUCAUGGUAUUCCAAUUACAAUCCAUUGCGCAGAAACCAAACUCCAAUACAACUCCUUCGUCUCGCUUGGCCAUACGCCCGUCUCCUGGGCCGAGUCAGUAGGACUGCUGACCCCGUCGACGGUGCUGGUUCACAUGGUCCAUUUGGAUAAAAGCGAUGACAUCCCCAAGCUGGCCGCUUCGGGAGCUCACAUUGCGCAUUGCCCAACCUCGAAUGCCAAACUUGCGUCGGGAAUCGCCCGGGUGCCAGAGCUAGUGGCAGCAGGCGUGAAUGUCGCUAUUGGCGCAGACGGGGCCCCCUGCCAGAAUACCUGCGACUUGUUGCAGGAGCUGAAGCUGGCCGCAAUCAUCCAGAGGAGUAUAUCCAAUAACCCGAGACUUUUUCGCGCAGAAACCAUCCUGGAGAUGGGGACAAUCAAUGGGGCAAGGGCCCUGGGCCUUGCGGACCAGAUAGGAAGCCUGGAAGUCGAGAAAAAGGCUGAUUUUAUCGCUAUCGAUAUGCGGAAGCCGCACCUACAGCCUUGCAAUAACCCAGUCAGUAAUGUGGUAUAUUCUGCGACAGGACGCGAUGUGACACUGGUGGUAGUGGACGGGCAGCUGAUCGUCGACCGUGGGAAAGUACUGACUAUGGAUGAAGAGGCGAUUAUCGAGGCAGCGAAGCAGAAGAGCUACAACAUCAUACAGAGAGCUGGUCUAACAGACCAAAUACGGUCAAUAUGGCCAGUACACCAGCCCCGGUAG